Molecule: messenger RNA, 1181 nt
Organism: Dicrocoelium dendriticum
Lineage: Eukaryota; Metazoa; Platyhelminthes; Trematoda; Plagiorchiida; Dicrocoeliidae
Source: the annotation of a GenBank genome assembly
CCUGUCUUCGUUUUCCGUUUUAGGCGCCGUUUCUUCGUACUGUGACGUUCUUCGUUGUUCGUGCGUGCUUCUCUCUUAACUUCGUACUUCUCUUGACUUUGGCACUUCUAUUGUGACUCUUGUAUCACCACAUCCUUUCCAGCAAUGGGGAAUAUAUUUUCCAAUUUGUUUGCUCGCUUCUUCGGCAAAAAGGAGAUGCGUAUUCUCAUGGUUGGCUUGGAUGCUGCCGGUAAAACUACCAUUCUGUAUAAGCUGAAGCUCGGCGAAAUCGUCACCACUAUUCCAACUAUUGGUUUCAAUGUCGAGACUGUGGAGUACAAGAACAUCAGUUUCACUGUUUGGGACGUCGGUGGACAGGACAAAAUCCGACCACUUUGGAGGCAUUAUUUCCAGAACACGCAAGGUUUGAUCUUUGUUGUCGACAGUAACGACCACGAAAGGAUUUCCGAGGCACGAGAUGAGUUAUCUAGGAUGCUCAACGAAGAUGAACUACGAGAUGCCGUGUUGUUGAUAUUUGCAAACAAACAGGAUUUACCACAUGCGAUGAGUGCCGCAGAAGUCACAGAAAAAUUAGGUCUUCAUUCGCUGCGCAAUCGCACUUGGUACAUACAGGCAACUUGCGCCACUGGUGGAUCCGGUUUAUAUGAAGGCCUCGAUUGGUUAAGUGGCGCGUUGAACCACCGCAACUAAAGUCCACGGGCUCCGCAAGCAAGUGCUGUGAGAUAUAGAACGCUCAUCGUUCUAACCCUAAUCUGUCUGUUACCUAACCUUGAAAUUCGUUCUGUUUCUGACUUCGGUUAUCCGCCUUUCUCGAAUGAACCUGGCCGCUGUGUAUCGUCGGAUACUUCGCAUCGUUUCUGCUAUCCUCGACAUUGUUUGGAAAUGAACUUCAUGUUAUUGUGUACUUGCCACAUUGCUCUCGGGCUCACCUUUACCACUGCCUUCAUGGGUCGCAUACAUCAUGUUUGGUGUCCUAUGUACCAGUGUUCACUUGCUUUCCAUAAGACAAGCGUCUAAUCUCUCGUACCUAUGGUAAUCCAUUUCCCUUGUUUUCUCUGGUUUGGAAAAUUGGUUGAGACGUUCGGUGUGACGACGAAGGGUAGGGGCUAAACCAUCAGAGAGCACAGGCGUAUCCAUCUUCACCGAUUUUUACCUCCUAUCCAUUGCCCCUUGGUUCGUUA